This is a messenger RNA of Closterium sp. Naga37s-1, 465 nucleotides long. The record is from the annotation of a GenBank genome assembly. NCBI's taxonomy places the organism in Eukaryota, Viridiplantae, Streptophyta, Zygnematophyceae, Desmidiales, Closteriaceae.
AUGACAAGAGCUUACGUGCAACUCGUGGGAGGAGGGGAUGGGCAGCGGGCUUUGGUAGGAGCUGACAGGCCUAUAGGCGGCACUGAUCGCCAGCAGCAUGGGGUGGCACGAGCUGGCGCGCAGCAGGUGGUGGGUGAAUGGAGUGAGGAGUUGGAAGGCGGCAGGAGUGGUGAUCAGAGGCCUUCGGAAGGAGAUAGUGAAGAGGGAGUAAGGGAGAGCGUGGGAGAGGACGAGGGGGGGGAUGGUGUGGGGAGCAUGAGUUUGCACGGCCACAGCGAAGUAGUUCGUGGUGCGGGGAGGGGAAGGGGCGGGCGGGCGCGCAGGCAAGGAGGCCAUUUGCUGCGCCUGGCUGGCGUGGUUGCAGCGUUUGCUCUGGGGAGGUCUGUUCUUGCUUUUGAGUUACCAUUUUUGGAGUUAGGAAAUAAUGUCACGUACCUUGCUGAAAUGGGGCAACAUCAGGGCUGA